AUGCCUGGGCUUGUGGAAUCACCUAUUGAGCCAUAUGCAAGACCCGUGAGGGCUAAAGUUCAGCUGGCUUUGGAUUCUGAUGGUGAAUCGGAGUAUGUAAGCCUGAACAGUCAGGUUUAUAAGCUUAUCUAUGGCGAUUCAUUAGAUAAUAAAACAAGAUUCGUUUCGCUACAGUUAUUAGGAAGCCCGAUAUUCGUCGAAUCCCAGCUGUUAAAAGCCGAAUUGGAUAGCGAACUUCCACAGGACAGCAUUGAAUUGCACAGCCCCCGAAUCUCAAGCAACUAUGGAUCUGAUUUCACUUUGGAGAACUGCAUUAUAGUUCCUGUGACAAAAGUGCUGUCGCUGACGUCUGUCAUUAUGGGGUUCCCUCGAGACGUCUACAAGCUACUUGAAGGCGUCUCCAAGGAGCGUCUAUUUGAGCUCAUAGGCAGAGAAAAAGGAUCCAGCGCGGGCCACAUCCUGAUUCGCAAAAACGAUUUUUUGAGAACUCUGCAUGGCGAGAUUAUUCAUUGUGAACCUGUUGACCAAGGGUUCUUAUCUCUAGAUACCAACUUGGUGAUCUUGAAACAGCAGGAAGGUCUAAAGAGCGGGAUAAACACAAAAAUUCACAGGUCUCGCCCUGGAGCCUCACAGAUCUCCAUAUCUACGCCUACGGAUUUCUCUGCUUCCAACCUUAAUUUGGGGGAUCUAGCAUUCGACGACACUUCCAUAUUCAGUAACUUGACGCUUCAGCCCUUUGAGCUUCAAGUAAGCUUCCUGAAAUACAGCACGUUGAUGGAAUGCACGCACAUCCUAGGAUCCUCGCACGAAUUCGAUCACGAGGACGAUCAGCUUUUUGCCUGCGUAUGCUCUUCAGUGUUGCAGAGAAUUGGUUGUUUCAGUGGUGAUCUUGUGCAGCUGCAAAUCUGUGAUUGUGGGGCCGGCAUCGUGUGCGCAUGUGAUAAGAGUGCAAGGGAAAUGAUAACCAUAAGGGUAUUUUCACUGGCAGAUCCAAAUGACUUUGAUCCGGAAAAUAUAUAUCUUUCGCCUGUUUUUCUCAACGCUAUCGGAAACCCUCGGAGAGUUUUUGUUAAGAGACUCUGCAGUCAACGGCAAAAUGGCCAUCUUGUCUGGGAAAAACUGGAAAAUCAUGUGCCUCUGGCCAAAGAGGUGGUAAUUGCAAGAGUAGCAUCUCCAAUAACGCUUGACAGAACAAUGCAGCAUUUAUUUUUGUCGAACCUCAAGUCAUACUUUGAAUCGAAACAUCGUGUGAUUAUGAAAGACCAGUACAUCCCGGUGCCCAUAGACACCGUGCUGGCAAAGUCCCUUUUCAGCACGUACAAUGCAUCUGGUGACGAGACGCAGCCUACUAUCAUACCACAAGGAAUACCUAACGAGCUUGCCUGGUUCAAAAUCACUGAAGGGACUGCCGAGACGAAUGAUGGCAAGAGCUUGGUAGCGGGAACACAGUACAUUAUCGAUCCUUUGAAAACGAGAAUGAUCCAGUCCGGAAUUUGCCCUGACAAAGUACCUUUGAGCGACGGUAUAUCCUACAGUCAGCUGAGAGAUUAUCUGGAGCUGCCUCGACAAUUCGCUUAUCCUUGCUUGAAGAUUUCAAACGUGAUCACGUUCCCCUAUGCUAACCAGUUGCGGAAGAUUGUCAAUGUUGCCUUCCGUAUCAGGGACAAUAGCUGCGAGAGGUCAAGGCUGCAAACUACAAUUCUCCUCUCCAGCAUGACGAGAUGUGUGGGAAAAGCCACAGUUGUGAGACGCAUUGCUACAGAAAUUGGAGCCAAUCUGCUUGAGCUGGAUGCGUACGAUUUUCUCAACCAAUCGUCUGUUGGCAAGACCAUUGGGACUAUUAAAGGUAAGUCUGACAGGGUUGUGGAGACUUGUUGCUCGGUUAUACUUUUCGUGCGGCACAUCGAAGCACUUGCGAAGAAACCAGACCCUAAUCAGCAACAGAAGGACUCAAUGUCGUUGAAGCUUGCUGAAUUGAUCGAUGAAUACACAUCGAAAGGCGUCAUAUUCAUUGGGUCUACAAAUGAUACUGAUGCCGUCUCGGAGUUGAUCAGGUCAAAGUUCAAGUUUGAAAUUAAUGUUAAUGUCCCUACUGAUUCGGAACGAAAACUGAUUUUGACAGACCUGCUAGAUAAUUUGAAAGCUAAAGACAGAACACCUGUGGCUUUAAGAUCAGACGUUUCUCUUGAUACAUUGGCACUGCAAAGCGCUGGAUUGACUGCGAACGACCUGGUGUCUAUCGUGGAUAACACGAUCGCUAUAGCAAUCGAGCGGCUCGAAAGGCUCUCUGAGGAACAAGGGGUAAAUUGGGACCAGAUUUUAUCCUUCAACGGUGGUCGUAUCAAACUUACACCUGAGGAUUUUGAAGCAUCCAUCAAUGAUGCCAGAAACAAAUUCAGCGACAUGAUCGGUGCUCCUAGAAUCCCAGACGUCAAAUGGGAAGACGUUGGAGGACUCGAUGUUAUCAAGGAAGAAAUUUUGGACACGAUUGAGAUGCCGCUCAAACAUCCAGAAUUAUUCAGCAGGGGAAUGAAGAAAAGAAGCGGUAUCUUGUUCUACGGGCCUCCAGGAACAGGGAAAACUCUGUUGGCGAAGGCUAUUGCUACUAAUUUUGCUCUCAACUUUUUCUCAGUGAAAGGCCCAGAGCUAUUAAAUAUGUACAUUGGAGAGUCAGAAGCAAACGUGCGGCGAGUGUUUCAAAAAGCACGCGAUGCAAAACCUUGUGUGAUCUUCUUCGAUGAGCUGGACUCGGUUGCUCCCAAGAGAGGAAAUCAGGGGGAUUCUGGAGGAGUGAUGGACCGUAUUGUUUCCCAGCUUUUAGCAGAAUUAGAUGGCAUGAGUGGAGCCGAAGGAGGAGAUGGCGUCUUUGUCGUUGGUGCGACGAACCGGCCCGAUUUGCUGGACGAGGCCCUUUUGCGCCCCGGAAGGUUUGAUAAAAUGCUUUAUCUUGGUAUUGCCGACACUCAUGAAAAGCAGGCUAAAAUUAUUCAAGCACUGACACGAAAGUUCCAACUUGACCACGAGGUCGACCUCAACAAAAUCGCGGAAACCUGUCCAUUCACGUAUACAGGGGCAGACUUCUAUGCUUUAUGCUCCGACGCGAUGCUGAACGCCAUGACUAGAACUGCCGGUACAGUGGAGAAGAAAAUUAAUGAGUACAAUCGUGGUCGUGGGGUAGGAGAUAAGAUCAGCACGCGGUUCUGGUUUGACAACAUAGCAAAGUCCGAGGAUACAGAGGUACUGGUAAAAGCAGAAGAUUUUGCCAAAGCUAGAGAUGAACUGGUUCCGUCGGUGUCGGCAGAAGAGCUCCAGCAUUAUCUAUCAGUGCGCGAGAAGUUUGAGGGAGGCAAGACCCAAGAGAUUGUGCAUGAAGCACCUGAUGAUGCCGACAUUGUAAUCUCACAUGACUAG
Messenger RNA from Ogataea haglerorum, 3411 nucleotides. RefSeq lists its product as uncharacterized. The transcript has a single exon. Gene Ontology annotation, molecular function: ATP hydrolysis activity; ATP binding. Bases 1 to 3411 code for a protein of 1136 amino acids. The record is from RefSeq and is a predicted model, not a curated record. Gene Ontology annotation, cellular component: peroxisomal membrane; cytosol. NCBI's taxonomy places the organism in Eukaryota, Fungi, Ascomycota, Pichiomycetes, Pichiales, Pichiaceae. Gene Ontology annotation, biological process: protein import into peroxisome matrix.